Stegodyphus dumicola is the source of this 2397-nucleotide messenger RNA. RefSeq lists its product as uncharacterized. The record is from RefSeq and is a predicted model, not a curated record. NCBI's taxonomy places the organism in Eukaryota, Metazoa, Arthropoda, Arachnida, Araneae, Eresidae.
AUGGCUACUUCAGUAACUGACUCUGUGUCGGCCACACCUUCUGUAUUAUCUGAAGCGCCUUCUGCUACACUUCUUCCUGUGCCUACUGCUGCUCCAAACUCUACCAGAUUACAAAAUUAUUUAGAACAUAGUAGUGCAUCGCUUCAGCUUCUCUCAGCUUCUAACGCGAAGCAUAAACUGACUGGGACAGCUCAAAAACAAAUUUCUGAUACAAUCAUUAUUGGACAACGCUCCAUAGUAGAGUUGGAGCUGGAAUUAGCAGAGCGAGAUCAAAUUAUUGCUAAUCUCAAGGGACAAAACGAUUCUCUUAAUAAGAUCAUUUCUUUAUUGGAGCAGCCUUCAACCUUCAAGGAUUCUCCCCCUCUUGCUGAACAGCCUCCCUGUCCUGCAGAGUGUCAAUCUACUGUUGUUCAGCGAAGAAAGAACGAAAGAAGAAGGAUUCCCCCACCUAAGAGACAGCAGAAGCUUUCUGACCACGUGCUUUUGGUCUCAUCCAAGGAUCGCAGUGUCUCUCCGAGGGCCUUACAAGAAAAAUUGGCCACCACUUUAGUGCCCAAGAAAGUUGGUACUAAAAUUCAGCAAAUCCGGCCUACCCGUGCAAACGAGCUCCUAAUUCGCUGUGCUACUGAGGAGCAUCUUUGUUCCAUUAAAGAUUCUAUCACUUCUCAUUCGGAGCUUUCAGACUUGCUUCACUUACGCACAGCUAAGCCCAUUUCUGAUAAUAUAAUUUUGUUUGGAGUGCCUCCUGAGGCGAAAGCAGAAGACAUUAAAGAGGCUCUUGCUUCAAUCAUACCUCCUGUUAAUAGUAGUGACAUACAGCCCAGAACACCUCUCCAUCGCCCAGAUAAUAAAAACAAUUGGAUUGUUCGCCUGGAUAGGGCCUAUUCUUCACGCUUAGGAUCCAAAGGCAGGGUUUAUAUUGGCUUCUACUCGUGCCAGUUUCGGAGGUACGUUCGGCUACAGCGUUGCUUCAACUGCCAACGUAUUGGACAUCAGAGCAAACAGUGCACUUUUCCACCGGCCUGCGUUCAGUGUUCUGCUGUACACGAACACCCAAUUUCAGACUGUCAAGACACUCCACGUUCAAUAGCUGCCACCAGCCUCUUCAUUCAAACGCAAUAUGAACAGCAAGUCUCGGUAGGACUAAUUCAAGAACCUCACAUUAAUAAUUUUGGCACACUCACUGGUUCCACAGCGCGAAAUAAGAUUUUCUGCUCACACAACUCUUUGGCUGCAAUAGUAUAUAACGGACCUUUAUCACCCACUCUCUGGCAUACUACAGAUCAUACAGUCUCUAUUCUACUAGACACUCUGGAUGCCCAGCUCCUUGUUGUCAACGUUUACUUUCCACCCAGCAAGAAUCUGGAUGCUCUUCUACAUGAAUUAAGUUUCCUAUAUUCCGGUGCAACUCCCAAUAUUUUACUUGGAGGUGACUUUAAUGCCAGCAAUAGAUUAUGGGGUGCACAUUCCGAUAAUGCUCGUUCGACCAUACUGUUGGAUUUCAUCCAUAGCCUUAAUCUAAUAGUCCUAAACUCUCCACACUCUCCGCCGACUUUUGACACCGUCUCAGCGAAAGGAUGGCCUGACAUUACCUUGGCUAGCAUUUCAAUUUCUACUCUCAUUAAUGACUGGGGAGUAGAUUCUAUUGAGACGGUCAGUGAUCACAGAGCGAUCUCCUUUAGCCUGUCCACUCCUUUCUCUGCAAUAGGAAGACUACGUUUUAAAACAAUUUAUGGCGGCCUAAAUAGUUUCAAAACAGCUCUUUUUCCUUGCUUACCUGAACUAAAGCAAUCUUUUGUCAACUGCAAUUUUCAGGAAGAUCUUGAUAAAGCGUAUGAUUCCCUUGUUCUUGCACUACAGAAAGCUUGUCUAACGGCAUUCCCUUUACGCAAAUUCAAGCUUCCACGUAAGGUUUCUUGGUGGACGAAUGAGCUUUCGAUUGAACGUCGCAAACUGCGACGAUUAAGACGACAGGCACAGAGAAUCUUGGAUGCUGAUCAAAGAAUAUCUGCCUUUAUUACCUAUAAGCGCAGUCAGGCAAUCUAUAAAAGACACAUAAAAGAGGCAAAGAAAAUUUCGUGGAGUAAUUUCUGCACACAGUCCCAUGAUACCUUUGGUUCUGCCUUCAAAAUAGCAACCAAUAAAAUUUUUCAUCCUACUGCCCUUCCAGCUGGUCUGUCUCCGGGUGCCUCUUCUACUGCUGACAUAGCCAAGUUCAUACUAUCCUCCUUAUUUCAAGACGAUGAUGCGACAGAGGACACUACACACCAGGCUUCAUUACGUUAUCUUUAUAAUAAUUAUACACCUGGUCAAGAGCCCACUUGUCAACUUCCGACCCUACAGGAAAUCACCAAUAUCAUACGGCAUCUCAAUAUCAAAAAAAGCGCCUGGGCCUGA